UAGGCCGAGGCCGAGUCCUGCCAGUGCACCUUUACCAGGGUCGCCCUGCACGGAGGCGCCACGCUGAAGGUCAGCACCACCGUGGACGGGGCCCCGGUGCAGGAGGAGCUGCCCUUCACCAACCCAGGUGCAGAGGGCACCGCCGCCCGGAACUUGUCGUGCGCCAUCUACAACGGGGCCUUCAUGAACUGCACCUGGGCGCCGGGCCCUGCGGCCCCCAGCGACGUGCAGUAUUUUCUGUACCUGCGACAGCUGAAAGCUAACAGUGAAAGUGAUGAGACCGAAUGUCCCCACUACAUACAAGACUCGGGGACCCACAGGGGCUGCCACCUGCGAGACAUCUCCAAGUUGAAGUACAGAACUUUCUUCCUGGUGAACGGGACCAGCCGGGGGACGGGGAUCCGGUUCUUCGAUUUGAUCCUGUCGACAAGGGAGAUGGAGCAGAUCAGUCCCCCGGACAACAUCAGCGUCCAGUGCAACACGUCUCACUGCGUCCUCCAGUGGAACCAGCCCAGGACCAAGACCUACCUGACCUACCUGGACUUCCAGUAUCAGCUGGGCAUCCGGACACAGAACACGGAAAGAGCCGGCGGUGACAAUUCAGUGAUCAACGUCUCCGGGGAAGUGCACAACCUGUACCACCUGCCCAGCCCGGAGCCCAGAGGCCCUCACAGCCUGAGGAUCAGAGCCGCGGACUCCCGCGGGGGACCCUGGGGUCACUGGAGCCGCCCCGUGGAGUUCGGCUCCGGGGGACAGGAGGGCGGCCUCGUGCACGUCUACCUGCUCGUGGUCCUGGGGACCCUCGUCUGCGCCCUGGUCCUCGGCUUCCUGCUCAACAGGUCCCAAGGGCUGCGCAGACUCUUCCCCCCAAUCCCUCAGGUCAAAGACAAAGUGACCCCAAACGAUCAAGUGGACCACCAGAUGGACUGGGCAGCCGAGGCCACAGCGGCCAGCAAAGAGGAUCUGGAGGACGUCCUCACGGUGCAAGAAGUGAACUGAGCCGCAGGUGGGCACGGAGGGACGCGUCCACCCCCCGAGAUGUCCGGAAGUGCUCCCUCCCGUCCUCCGUCGCCCGAGUACUGACCCUCGCUCGAGAGAUUUUCUAUUUUUUUACUUUGUUUUUUGGAAGAAAAAGAUAUUUUUUCUGAUAUUUUGCAAAAAUGUCCUA
Molecule: messenger RNA, 1168 nt
Organism: Ictidomys tridecemlineatus (thirteen-lined ground squirrel)
Lineage: Eukaryota; Metazoa; Chordata; Mammalia; Rodentia; Sciuridae
Source: RefSeq, a predicted model, not a curated record